AUGAGUUUUGAUUAAUUAUUGUUAUCUAGACCAUUUUAUAGUCCAAAUCAUAAAUACCAAGCUUACACUGUUCAUUCACAUAAUCCAACACCUUUUAGUUAUACAACAUAGGUUUCACCAAUUGAAUCUCCAAGAAUAGGUGAUAUUUCAACAAUUCCUAAAAGUUCAGAAAGAGGAUAAUUGUAUGAUAAAUUAAAAGUAAAUGUUAAAAAUUAAGAUGGAUUAAAAACUAUUUAAAAUGGCAUUAAAGGUUAAAAGGUUAGGGAUGCUUAUAAUUUACUUUCUGAUUUCAAUGAUAAAAAAUAGAUAAUUUAAUCUUUAAAAUCAUUAUCUACUGCUGAAGAACGGUAAUUUUAUUAAAAUGAUUAAAAUUUAGAAUUUUAUUGAUUGAUAAAAUUUUAGAAAGAAAAGAAGAAAUGCAAAUAGCAGCACUUAGAUUGAAAGCUAAAAAAUUAGAACCAAUUUUUAAUGUAAUUAGAAGAAAACUUAAACUUAAAUAAAGAUUGAAUUCAUCUGCUGAUAAAAUGAAGAAAUAAUCAAUUUAUGGAAUUAAAGCAGUAGAUCCUCCUAUUGAAGUGCCAAAUCCUAUGUAACCUUAUGCAAUUAUAGAUGAAUAAUAAUAAAUAUAAGAUGAAAAUAUAAGAAAAGAAUUAGUUAUAGAGAAAAUAUAAACUAAAUAUGCAGCAUCAGUUGCCUUUUCAUGGCUAACUAAUAGAAAUGAAAAAUAAGGUAUAUAUAAUAAUUUUAAUGAAAUUUGAGAAUCUAUAAUUAAUCAUUUAUCUCCAGAAACUAUCAAAAGACAUAAUAGAAGAAAUACUACUUUAAAACAAAGUCAUAAAGGAAUAACUGGUUUAAAACAGAUGAUCACUAAAAAAGUGAGUGAAAAUUCUGAUGAAAUGAUUAGAUUAGGACAAUUAAAAAUGUUAGAGAAUUAAUAAAAAUUUUACAAAUCCAAAGAUAUCAUAGCAAAAUCUAAACCUAAAAUUGAUACUGGUAGAGUAAAAAGCGUAUAAGUUAAUAGAUCAUUAAGAAAAAAAUAGACUUUAGAUUUCUUUACAAAUGAAAGAAAAGAAAAUUCAGAAUUAACUUAAUAAAUAGCAAAUGAAAAAAGUAAUUUCAUGUUUAGGAGAAGGUUAAUCGUUGAUGAAUGA
Molecule: messenger RNA, 1151 nt
Organism: Paramecium sonneborni
Lineage: Eukaryota; Ciliophora; Oligohymenophorea; Peniculida; Parameciidae
Source: the annotation of a GenBank genome assembly